AGAAAGCGAGAACAAACAGAGCAGAAACACUUCACCCUAGUUUUAUUCAGACCAAUAUUUUACCAUUUUGAAGCCUGUAGGGCAUGAAGUUCGCAAGGACGUUCAGGGAAACAAAUUAUAACUGGAAAUAGAGCUGCUAAUGUGUUCAUGUAGAAGCAUGCACGCGCGGCUGAGGUUGCAUAUUUCAUCUCGCGAUGCAUGAACGCAGUCUGACCGCUGUGACAGAGUCAUGAUGGCCGCCGUACGUAGGGCUUUAUUUCUCCGAAACAAGUUCACCGCUUCCCUCAAUUCUUUAAACGUUUGCAUCAACAACCGAUUUUCAUUCAAGGAAAGAUCUCUUCUGAAGCGUUUCGGGACUGGACUGUGUAUUACUCUCGGCGGAUUCGCUGUUUACUACCAAUACAAUUCAACCUGGCGACGGGAAAACAAAGCUGGUCGACUGCGCGCACGGAUUUCUCCGCUUCCAGCUGUUCUUGCAAAAGAGGAGGUCACUGCAUCCGCUGAAGAUGAAGAAGUGCACAUGUCCGCCCAUAAACACAGAUUCAGACUCUUCAGCUCACUGGAGUUUGAUGGACAGCUCUACAUGACCCCGCUUGAUUUUAUUGAGUCCAUCUCCAUGAGUGAACCAAAGAAAAAGAGAUUUUGGAGAUCUCUUACAAAACAGGAUCUAGACAAGAUACUGGCUGACACUCCACCUGUUUGGAAAGGAUCUUCAAGUUUUUUCAGAAACCUCCGGGAAAAAGGCAUCAUCGCUUACACCGAGUAUCUGUUUCUGCUUUGCAUUUUGACAAAGCCACAUGCAGGUUUCAAAAUAGCUUUCAACAUGUUUGAUGCAGAUGGCAAUAAAAUGGUGGAUAAGAGGGAAUUUAUGGUGCUUGAGGAAAUAUUUCGAAAGAAAAACGAAAAGAAAAAAGAGCGAGGAGGAGAUCCUGAAAAUUCAUCUCAACUGAGUGUGGAACUGUACGGAUAUCAAGGUUCCGUCAGCAGUAACGUGCUUAAAAAAGACCGGCCUCAGUCUGAACCCAGACAUUUCUGGGAUGUUCUGAGGCAGGGUGCAAGAAUAGUUCUCUUUUCAGAUCUGACAGAGCACCAACCAGAAAAUGCCACCGAAACAACUCUGCUAGUGCAUUUCUUUGGAAGAAAGGGCAAACGAGAACUUAACUUUGAUGAAUUCUACAGAUUCAUGGACAACCUGCAGACAGAGGUCCUUGAGAUUGAGUUCCUUAGCUAUUCCAAGGGAAUGACCACAAUUAGCGAAGAGGACUUUGCACGUAUCCUGCUACGUUACACUGUGGUGGAGAACAUUACCGGCUACCUUGAGAAUGUGCGUCACAGCAUACCAGACGAGAAGGGUAUCAGUUUUGAAGAGUUUAGGUCCUUCUUUCAGUUCCUUAACAACUUAGAGGAUUUUACCAUUGCCAUGCAGAUGUACAACUAUGCAAAUCGCCCAAUUGGACAAGAUGAGUUUGGCCGUGCAGUUUAUGUGGCCACCGGACUGAAGCUCUCACGUCAUCUUGUCAACACUGUGUUUAAGAUCUUUGACGUGGACCACGAUGACCAUCUCAGCUACAAGGAGUUCAUUGGGAUUAUGAAAGACCGGCUGCACCGUGGCUCCUUGGGAUACAAAGGUGAAGAGACGUUCACAUCCUUUAAAGCCUGUAUGAAGAAGGAACUCAUGGGCAAAUAGGAGAAGUCGUCCGUGUUUCUCUCUCACUUUUUCAUCACAGUAAAGAAAUCUCAAGCUGGAUUAAAGCUCUCAGUGACCUAAUGCUAUUAUCUACCAGACCUGUGUCCAAUUAGAUUAACACAUGCUACCUCUAUGACCUGUAGUUACUCUUAUCAAUUGUCAGGAAUUUUUAAACUCCUUAAAAGCCAUGAACUAAAGGGUAUACCACUUCUACGAAACCGCCAUUCGAGUUUUAUGAAUUAAAAAAGUUAUUUAUGAAAGGUUUUACAAAUGGGUCCUGCAUACAUCUUUGGAUAAAUGAUGCCGUUUUUAUCGCCAUUAAAUUGUACUUUAAAAAGAACUUUUUUUUACUUUAAACUGUUUAUUUUAUAAUGCUUCUUGAAAAUAGAAUGUGGUUCGUUCUGAUAUAGUAAGUUAUAUUUAUUCUAUAUAUUUAUCUAUAAAUGAUGUACAGAAAACGUUCUGUUUGGGUUUAAUGAAGAAAGUCUGUAUCUUUCCCUACUUUGCUGCUGCACACAUUUGUUUCUCUAGGAAUUAUAAACCAGAUAAUCUUUCCUUACAAUGAGCACAUUGCUAACAUAGUUUCUCUCAACAUGUCCAUCGCCCACCAACCAGAUCAGCUUACACAGGGUCUGAUGGCGAUGAAUGCACAAUAAUUGAUUCCUCUGUAAUCUCACAAUGUGCUACACGUACACAUCUCUUUCUGUGAGCCUCUUACAACGGCACUGCUUGAAGGAACAUCUUGCAAAGCCUAAAUAACAAGCACACAUAGCGCUCAGUGCAGCAGAACACUAACUAUCUGAAAGGAAUGAUAUAUCACGUUUGCCUUAUACAGAAUGUUGACCAUAUUUUAGAUUUAUUCUUAUUAUAUUCUAUAUUAUUAUUGAAAGAAGUUAGGCUAAACAUAUUACAGUGUGUACUCUCAGAUCACCAUUGUCUGCAUAAAAAGUCUUUUGCAUAGUGUUAACAUGAUGAAUUAUUUAAGUUCACAAUAAAAAAAAUUGCAGUGGG
Messenger RNA from Triplophysa dalaica, 2698 nucleotides. RefSeq names its product mitochondrial calcium uptake family, member 3b (gene micu3b). NCBI's taxonomy places the organism in Eukaryota, Metazoa, Chordata, Actinopteri, Cypriniformes, Nemacheilidae. Gene Ontology annotation, molecular function: calcium ion binding. Gene Ontology annotation, biological process: calcium import into the mitochondrion; mitochondrial calcium ion homeostasis. The coding region runs from base 230 to 1687 and encodes 485 amino acids. Gene Ontology annotation, cellular component: uniplex complex. The transcript has 15 exons. The record is from RefSeq and is a predicted model, not a curated record.